AUGGUUGAUAAUCCAGAUAAAUUAUGUACAAUUUGUCUGCGUAAAUUUUCAUCUUUAUUAAAAUCUGAUCAAUUAAUAUGGAAAAAACAAAUUGAAGAACAAGUUGAUAGAGUUUAUCGUGAAGAAAAACAUCAAGCUAAAUUAAAUUUAACUGAACAACAAAAACGUAAACAUCAUCGUGGUGAAUCCUGUCGAAUUGAUGAAGAAUUACCAAUACAAUCAAUAAAUAAUACAUAUGAUAAAAUAAUAUUUCAUAAUCAACGAUUAUUUAUUGAAUAUUUUCUUCAUGGAUAUUGUCCAUUAAAUUCCAUAUUAUCAGAACAUCUUGUAAAUUAUUUAGUUGCACAUGAUCAAUUGAAUGAUUUUACAUUAUCAUUAUUUUCAUCAAAUACAACAUGUCUUAAAAGAUUUAUUAUUAAUGUUAAAUAUUUAAGUCGUUUACAAUGUCAUAUACUUAAUCAACAUCCAAAUAUAAUUGAAUUAGAUAUUAUAUUUACUGAUUCAAAUUCAAAUCGUACAAUUAAUAUGACAAAUGAAGGUUUUUAUCAACAUAUAUGUCCAUCAAUUUAUUCAAAAUUUGAUGAAAUUUAUACAAUAUAUGGUCCAUUUAUUUUACAUCAUUUAUAUUCACAAUUACAAACUGAAACAAGACGUAGUUCAAUAUCAAAUAAUACUCUAUUACAAACUGAAUCAAGACGUAAUUCAAUGUCAAAUAAUUCUUUAUUAUCAACAGAACCAAGACGUAAUUCAAUAUCAAAUAAUUCCCUAUUACAAAGUUUACCAAAUUCGUCAGAUGAAUUUUCACAUCAUAAAUUAUUAAAUGGAAUAUUUAAUAAUUUACAUCCAUUGACAAUUGAACGUUUAAAAAUAUUAAGUUUAUCACAUUAUAAAUUUUUUGCUGCUUCUCAUUCGACUGCUGCACGAAAAUCUUCACUUGUUGAUAUGUCACCAUUGACAAAAUGUUCGACAAUUCCAUCCUCAACAAUGUCAACACCAGUAAAUUUUAUUCCAACAAAUCUUCGUUUAUUAUUAAAAUUUACAAAUUUAACAUCAUUAAAUUUAAGUUCAACAGAUAUUAAAAAUCCAUGUAUUGAUAUAAUAAUUGAUUCAUUACAUAAUAUUGAUACAUUUGAUUUAUCAUCAUGUCGUUCAAUAAAAUUAUUUAAUUCAUUAUUAAAAUUAUCAUCUAAAUUAAAAUGGCUUAAUUUAUAUAAUUGUUGUUUUCAUAUGCAACAAAAUCCUAAUAUAUAUCAUAUAUUAUAUCAAUUAAAAUAUCUUGAAUAUUUAGAUAUAAGUAAUGAUAAUACAUUUGAUAAUAAUAAUAAUAAUAAUAAUUCAAUAAUUGAUAAUGAAAAUGAUAUAAAUAAAUUUUUACGUCAAGAUAAUUGUUUACCACGUUUAAAACAUUUUGAUAUAAGUGGACAAAAAAUAAUAUCAUCAAUAUCAUUACGUCAAUUUUUAUUAAAUCAUAAAAAUUUACAAUUUCUUGGUUUAUUUUUAACUAAUGAAAAAUAUUCACCAUCUAUAUUUGAUAUAAAUGAUUUAUGUUAUUCAAAAUAUCGUCAUUAUACAUAUGAUUUACAACAUAUACAAACUAUAUUAUUAACAGAAAAUGAUUUAAUAUUAUAUGAACCAUAUCUUAUUGAAUCAUUAACACGUUAUCGUGAUCGAUCUGGUUUUGUACAAAAAAUUCUUUAUUAUAUUUUUUUUCUAACACGUUCAUUUCAUUCAAAACAACAAAAUCUUCUUAUUGAACUUAUACUACAUAUUAUGUCAAUACAUUCAAAUUUACAAAAUGUACAAAUGGCAUCAACAGCAUGUAUUUAUAAUUUAACACGUACACCAAUAACAGAACACAUACAUAUUAAAAAUUUAUCACAAAUUGUUCAAGCAACAAUGAAUGCUAUGGCAACAUUUCCAAAUCAACAACAAUUACAAAAAAAUUGCCUAUUAACAUUAUGUAGUGAUCGAAUUUUACAUGAACCAUAUUUUAAUUUUUGUUUAUUAGCUACAUUAGUUAUGCAUAAUUUACUGAAUUAUACUGAUUUAGCUAUUAUACAACCUGGUGUAGCUAUUUUAUCUUUAUUAACAACAAGAUUAACAAUUGAUGAAUGUACAAAAUUAGGUUCAAUAAUAAAUUUAAAACGUUUAAUUCAAUUAAUUGAACAACAAAUUGAUCGUUUACAAGCAAUACAAUUAAAUCAAAAUCAACAAGCACACAAUGAACAAAAUCAACAAACAUUAACUGAUAUUGAUAUAACAUUAAAUCAUAGUCAACAAUUAACUAGUGAUGAUACAUUACGUUUUUGUUUAAGUUUAUUAUGGAAUUUAACAGAUGAAAAUGGAAUUGUUUGUGAAAAUUUUAUUAAAUCAAUGGGUUUACAAUUAUUUCAACGUCUUCUUAAUUUAUUUUCAACUGAUACAAUUGUAUUAACAAAAAUUGUUGGUUUAUUAAGUAAUAUAGCUGAAGUAUCACAUUUAAAAAUUUAUCUUUAUUCAAUUGAUAUUAUUCCAUUAAUGCAAAAAUAUUUAACUGAAGCUAUACUUGAUGUUGCUUUUUCAGCUGUUGGAAUUUUAGCACAUUUACUUUAUGAACAAAAUGAUAAUGAAAUUAAUUUAGAAUUAUGUCAACAAAUGAGAGAAACAAUUGUAUCAUGGCAAAAGCCACAUACAAAUAUGGUUACAUAUAGAUCUUUCAAACCAUUUUUACCAUUGCUUCAUUGUACUCGACUACCGGUCGUACAAUUAUGGGCAGUAUGGGCUAUUCAUCAUGUCUGUAGUACAGAUCGUGCUCGAUAUAGUCGAAUAAUUCGUGAAGAAAAAAUUUAUGACAUAAUGCAAAACUUAUAUGAUGAUCAAUUAUUAUCUGAAUAUUCAGAUCCAUUGAUACUUCAAUUAUUGAAAUCAAUUCUUCAUCUACUUAAACCAUAUCAUCCAAAUUGUCAUCGACGUUCUUCUGCUGUUGCUAGUUGA
This is a messenger RNA of Rotaria sp. Silwood1, 2973 nucleotides long. The record is from the annotation of a GenBank genome assembly. Lineage: Eukaryota; Metazoa; Rotifera; Eurotatoria; Philodinida; Philodinidae.